CUCUAGCUUUUCCUCCUUCCUCUAUCCGGUUAUGGGGGUCUGCUAGAAAGGCACUUAGACACAGCAGCGCACGAAAAUACGCUCAACGUCUGGUUAGGGACCGAAAAAAACAAGCUUUUUAAAACACAGUACGAAGAUGCCCGUGGCUGUAGGUCCAUAUGGACAGACCCAGCCCAGCUGUUUUGACCGGGUCAAGAUGGGCUUCAUGAUGGGGUUUGCAGUAGGAAUGGCUGCUGGAGCCAUGUUUGGCACUUUCUCCUGUCUCAGGAUUGGCAUGCGUGGCAGGGAGCUGAUGGGAGGAGUGGGGAAGACAAUGAUGCAGAGCGGUGGCACAUUUGGCACCUUCAUGGCCAUCGGGAUGGGGAUCCGCUGUUGAGGAUGAUCAAGUAACCCCCCCACCCCACCCCACAAAAGAACCACACAGCUAUGGGACUUUUCUAAGAACUACACACACAGCAUGCUGUCUGCUCCAUGCUGCUCCUUCAACCUACGGCCUAGUUUUAUCAAUAAAAGUUCACAUUUGUCAAACAGC
Sphaeramia orbicularis (orbiculate cardinalfish) is the source of this 532-nucleotide messenger RNA. RefSeq names its product reactive oxygen species modulator 1 (gene romo1). NCBI's taxonomy places the organism in Eukaryota, Metazoa, Chordata, Actinopteri, Kurtiformes, Apogonidae. The coding region runs from base 137 to 376 and encodes 79 amino acids. Gene Ontology annotation, cellular component: TIM23 mitochondrial import inner membrane translocase complex. Gene Ontology annotation, biological process: protein import into mitochondrial matrix; protein insertion into mitochondrial inner membrane. The transcript has 3 exons. The record is from RefSeq and is a predicted model, not a curated record.